Cuscuta campestris is the source of this 1096-nucleotide messenger RNA. The record is from the annotation of a GenBank genome assembly. Lineage: Eukaryota; Viridiplantae; Streptophyta; Magnoliopsida; Solanales; Convolvulaceae.
CUAAAAGCCGUUUGGUGUUCAUCAUUUCAUCGUUGCCCCUUUUCUCCUUGUGAGCAUAUCUAACAUUGAAGGCAUAUCUAACAUUGAAGGCGGGGCGGCCCUGGUCUGAGAAGACAUGUCGCCGGUUAGUGGUGGUGACAGCGAGGAGGCCCUGUUACAAAAACCUGAAAGGAUUCAUCCGGAGCCCACGCCCGAGCUUGAGGACGCCUGCGAGAAACUUCUCAACUGUGAUCCUGUGAUCGGGAAACCUUAUGCAUAUGGUGGCUGGGUGUACCGGUUACCCAACCCGGAUGGGGGCACGUCCGUGACCCAUGACGCAGAAGAUGACCGGGCUAAUUCAUUGAAUAGUCAUGCUGAGGCCGGUUCCCCUCAUCCAGAGGAUGUUGGCCGGUCACUCUUGGAGCCGAGGGACCAGAUCUCCCAAUUGAACCUCCUGCUCGACUCUGCCAAGUCGGAGAUCAAUGACCGGGUUGAGAGGGAGAAGAGGCUGGAGGAAGAGCUGAUGGCCGAGAAGGCCAAACUAGAGAAGGAGAGAGCCAGGUCUGCUCAAUUGCAAGAGGAUGGGAGGAGAAAGGUGGCUGAGCUCGAGGAGGCGCUGGCCCAAGUUGAAGAAUUUACCCGGGCAAAGGAGGAGUCCUUUCCAAUUGAUGCUGCCAACUGGGCCGCAUUCCAUCACACGGAAGUUGCCCGGUCCAUUCUCACCAAACCGGAAGACACCAUGGACUUUUUCAAAGUCAUGUACAUGGAGCCGGAGGGGAAGAGAAUGAUCACAGAAAUUGGGUCUUAUGAUUACAGGUGUGGCCAGAGGGCUGAGAGAUCUAUUCUCUACACAAAGCACAAGAAGAGGGAUGCCAAUUUUGAUCCUGACGCCAUGAAGCUCCCGGCUCUUUACGAAGAAGAUCCAUCUCCCCCUUUCCCCUUAGAAUAUGCUAGGGCUUAAUUUUUAAACUUUGUAAUAUUAUCUUAUCUUGGCAUGCCUUAAAUAUUUACCGGCUUGUUUACAGGGGCGGACCCAGAACAUUUGAACCGUGGGGUCGAAAUUUAGAAAAUUUAUAUCCAACCGUCACGCUUCUAACAAUAAAUAAACAGUAUUCUA